Molecule: messenger RNA, 1271 nt
Organism: Phyllostomus discolor (pale spear-nosed bat)
Lineage: Eukaryota; Metazoa; Chordata; Mammalia; Chiroptera; Phyllostomidae
Product: membrane cofactor protein-like
Exons: 6
Coding region: 1-1008 (335 amino acids)
Biological process (GO): negative regulation of complement activation, classical pathway
Cellular component (GO): cell surface
Source: RefSeq, a predicted model, not a curated record
AUGAGGGUGUGUUACAAGCUGCACAAGGCACCUAUCCGCCACCUCCAGAGUCUCUUUUCAUCUUCGUGCUUUCUUGGGAUCCUUUUGGUGGCCCUAGUCCUCCUGCUACCUAUAAGUUCUGGUAGGAGAAGGGAAAGGGUGUGCGUCAGGGACCAAACAGAAGUGGGUUGGGGAGCAGGAUGUCGGGAACCGAGCACAGAGGGAACUUUGCUUAGUAGGCCAGAUGCCUGUGGUGCUCCACCAACAUAUGUAUCUAUGAUGCUCCAAGGUCAUCCUAAUGAUGUUUAUCAACCCGGGGACCAUGUAGAAUAUCGGUGUCGCCCAGGAUACAUGCAUAUUUCUUUUCCUCUAUACUUGUCUUCUGUUUGUCGGUCUGAUAACACAUGGGAACCUCUCCAUGAGGCUUGUGCAAAAAAAUUAUGCCUAGAUCUAGGAGAUCCCACAAAUGGUAAAGUGGUCUAUGUAAAUGGAACUCACGAGUUUGGUUCACAGGCUCACUAUGUUUGUAAUGACGGUUAUUACUUAAUUGGGAAAAAAAUUCUCCACUGUGUGCUUUCUGGAACUACUGUGGAAUGGAGUGGAAAUCCCCCACAGUGUGAAAAAAUUUUGUGUCAACCACCUGGAAAAAUAGCAAAUGGAAUAUACACCAAUAGCCACAAGGACACAUUUGAAUAUAAUGAAAUAGUAAUUUAUGCUUGCAAUCCUUCAAAAGGACCAGAUGAAUAUUCCCUUGUUGGAGAGAGCAGGCUUGUCUGUACUGGGCAUAACCAGUGGAGCAGUGACCCUCCUGCAUGUAAAGUGGUCAAAUGUCAAUAUCCAGUGCUUGCAAAUGGAAGACUGGUGUCAGGAUUUCGAAAAAAAUUUUACUACAAGGCAAUGUGUACAGUUGAAUGCCUGAAGGGUUUUUACCUUGAGGGCAGUAGCAUUAUCUCAUGUGGACCUAACAAUACUUGGGAGCCUAAAAUGCCAACAUGUGUUAAAGGUACAAAGGGUGUCUUUUAUUUCUAGAUUUUAUUUAUCAGAUAUUAAAUAUCAGUGACACUGAAUAAUUGAAAAGAAGCAGUUUUUGUAAUUAAUGCUAUCUCAUAUUCAUUUCUGUGACAGGUGUAUGACAUAAAAUUUGUGCUUUUGUAGGUUCUCAGCACACUACAUACAUCACAUAGGUGUCUGUUCUUCAGCAUUUCUUAUGUGUAAAAAUGUAUAGCAAUCAUUUUUCAUAGUAAAUUGAAGCAUGAAAAUUUUUACCUAAUGGUUGAUCCCGUCUUUAUUUU